Molecule: messenger RNA, 2511 nt
Organism: Melanotaenia boesemani (Boeseman's rainbowfish)
Lineage: Eukaryota; Metazoa; Chordata; Actinopteri; Atheriniformes; Melanotaeniidae
Gene: scp2a
Product: sterol carrier protein 2a
Exons: 16
Coding region: 87-1709 (540 amino acids)
Molecular function (GO): acyltransferase activity, transferring groups other than amino-acyl groups
Source: RefSeq, a predicted model, not a curated record
UUGGACUCUGGUUGUGGUUAGCGCGACUGCUCUCGUGCUCGCUGACAGUUGUAUCUGCGCAGACACCCAGCUGGAGAGAGGCAAACAUGGCACCUGGAAAGAAAAACAGAGUGUUUGUCAUUGGUGUGGGAAUGACAAAGUUUGAUAAGCCAGGAGCCAGAGACAACUAUGACUACCCUGAUAUGGCCAAGGAAGCAGGUGAACGAGCUUUAACUGAUGCAGGAAUCCCAUAUACAGCCAUUGAACAAGCCUGUGUGGGAUAUGUCUAUGGGGACUCCACAUGUGGGCAGAGAGCCAUUUACCACAGCCUGGGCCUGACCGGGAUCCCAAUCAUCAACGUGAACAACAACUGCUCAACAGGCUCCACGGCUCUCUACAUGGCUCGCCAGCUGAUCCAAGGAGGUCUCUCUGACUGUGUGCUUGCUCUUGGUUUUGAGAAGAUGGAGAGGGGCUCUUUGUCUGCCAAGUUUAUGGAUCGGACCAAUCCCAUGGACAAGCACAUGGAGGUUAUGAUCAACCGCUACGGGAUGGAGGCAGCACCGGCGGCACCACAGAUGUUUGGCAACGCUGGCAGGGAGCAUAUGGAGAAAUAUGGCACCAAGCCAGAACACUUUGCCAAGAUUGCCUGGAAAAACCAUAAACAUUCCACCAAUAACCCCUAUUCCCAGUUCCAGGAAGAGUACAGUUUGGAGCAGGUGAUGAAAUCCAGGAAGGUGUUCGACUUCCUUACUCUCCUGCAGUGCUGCCCGACUUCAGACGGUGCAGGAGCAGCCAUUUUGGCCAGCGAGGCCUUUGUCAGGAAGCACCAUCUCGAAAACCAGGCAGUGGAGAUUGUGGCUCAGGAGAUGGUGACUGACCUCGCUUCCACAUUUGAAGAAAACAGCUGCAUUAAGAUGGUGGGAUACGACAUGUCUCGGUUGGCGGCUAAGAAGUGCUUUGAAAGCGCAGGUCUGAAGCCAAGUGAUGUCAACGUGGUCGAGCUGCACGACUGCUUCUCAGCCAAUGAGCUCAUCACUUAUGAGGCUUUGGGUUUAUGUGCAGAAGGUAAAGCUGGAGAGCUGAUUGACAGGGGGGACAACACAUAUGGAGGCAAGUUUGUGGUCAAUCCAAGCGGUGGUCUCAUCUCUAAGGGACAUCCUCUGGGCGCCACAGGUCUGGCCCAGUGUGCAGAGCUGUGCUGGCAGCUCCGAGGGCAGGCCGGCCGGAGGCAGGUCCCAGGAGCAAAAGUGGCCUUGCAGCACAACAUUGGAUUGGGAGGAGCUGUGGUUGUGACACUAUAUAAGAUGGGUUUCCCGCAGGAGGCAAGGUUCCUCAUUGGUGCAGCAGCCAGCAGCUCAGGCACUAGUCUGGAGGACUUUAAAGCUUACCCCAUCUUCAAGGAGAUUGAAAGACAUCUAAAGCAGGAUGGAGAGAUGCUUGUCAAGAAGAUUGGUGGGGUGUUUGCUUUUAAUGUGAAAGACGGUCCUGAUGGCAAAGAGGCAACUUGGGUCGUGGAUGCAAAAAAUGGCAAAGGUUCUGUCUCCUGUGAGCCGGGUGAAAAUGCAGACUGCAUAUUUUCCAUUGGUGACCAUGAUCUACCAAAUCUGAUGACAGGAAAGGCAAGCCUACAAAAGGCGUACUCUGAAGGGAAGCUGAAGGUCCGCGGGAACGAGUCCAUGCUCCUGAAGCUGCACAAACUCUGGAUAACGCCACUCAAUGCCAGGCUGUGAGACUUUGUGCUCACUUUUUCUUCAGUUCAGAAUAUGUGGAAAAACUAAAGUUUUUCCAUUCAAAUUUUACUAAUUAACAAGUCCAUUAAAUUCUUUAAUACCAUAAAUAGUCUCAGUAGACAGAAAACAGAACUUUAUUUCCAGCUGCUACUUUCUAAUAUCAAAGCGUAAAGCUUAAUUUUGUGUUGAAGUUGUUGGUCUGAUCUGAAUUUUGAAGCAUCAGUGAGUUUUUAGAAGUAGAAAUCACAUGACACGCCAUGUUUUAUUAAUCCUACAGUCAGAAAACUCAAUGUGCCUCUUCAAAGUUAAGCUGCUUGUGGUUUAAAGCUGUUUUGAAUUUAAUUAUUUUCAUAAAUCCUUUUGCAAGUAAUCUUUAAAUGAUGGUAAUUUUACUGAUUAAAUCUUUUCUGACAAUUACCUCUGGAGUUUUCCUCCCUGAAAGAAAGACUUGAUAAGUGAUUUAUGAUAUGAAUAGUAUGUGAUGAUGAAAUUCAAGCAGUUUUGAUAUUAUGGUUCACAGUUAUUGUCUGAAGAUGAUUACUUUUAUUUGAACAGAAAUAAGUCAUAACAUGAGAUCUCACAUACUGUACCUGUUUUUGAAAUGAUGUAAAUUUUUUAUUGUUUUUAAAUGAAUAAAUAACUUGGAAGUAUUGGGGCCUGGAAAAAUCAGUUUUUAAUAAAUAGUAAUCGAGCUGAAAGGCUAAUUAAAAUCAGUGCAGUGAUAUGUAGCAGUGUAGUUGUGUUGGCGUGGCAACACACCACAGUGACUGUUUUCACAGAUAAAGGGAUUUCACUCGUCUCA